AUGCGAACCGCCAAUUUAAAAAAAAAACAAGAAGAAGAAGACGAAGAAGAAGAAGAAGAAGAAGAAGAAGAAGAAGAAGAAGAACAGCAGUUCCUCUCCUGGACAGCAGGUGGCGGUCACACACUCGUCUCUCAUUUCCCGCUUCUGUCCCGUGACUUUCCAGUUAUACACAUGCUGAAGAUGUUCCGACAAUUUCUGGUCUGCAGACGGCAGAUCUCCAGUAGCGUCCGCAGACAGCUGGAGAAUAAAGUACCACAGAAUCAGAAAAUCUUUCAGGAAGCGAAUGGAAUGCCGGUUCAUCUAAAGGGAGGAGUCGGUGACACUGUUCUGUACCGGGCAACUAUGGGGCUCACAGUGCUGGGAACUGCGUGUGUCAUAUAUGAACUAUUAAAGGCAGCUGUCCCUCAGAAGAAGGACUGAUUUCAACUCAAGAACCUAUUUCUGUUAAAAUGUGAAGAUUUUUCCAGAAUAUAUUUUUAUUCUUUCAUUUGGAAGGGAAAUGGGACCAAAAAGAUCUGAGGAAAAUAAACCGUGCCUCUCAUAAACAGACAA
Messenger RNA from Myxocyprinus asiaticus (Chinese sucker), 552 nucleotides. RefSeq names its product cytochrome c oxidase subunit 7A2, mitochondrial-like. Gene Ontology annotation, biological process: mitochondrial respirasome assembly; regulation of oxidative phosphorylation; mitochondrial electron transport, cytochrome c to oxygen. Lineage: Eukaryota; Metazoa; Chordata; Actinopteri; Cypriniformes; Catostomidae. The transcript has 4 exons. The coding region runs from base 1 to 420 and encodes 139 amino acids. The record is from RefSeq and is a predicted model, not a curated record.